UGUAGUUUAGUGACGUGUGUCAUCAAAAGUUGGUGAUGGCAUGGCUAUUGUAUUAUAACCUUUGAACAAAAUGUAAGAAAAAAACAGAAACCUGCAGGUUGAAACGACAUGCCGCUCGAAAGGUUGUUGCUCUACAGAAAUUCUUUAUUUUUGUCAACUUAAUUUGGCAUGGGGGGGCCAUGGCUUGCCCAAGUGCGCUGCCUGCACUUGGCUAUUUUUGCACUAGCAAUGAUUCCGCUCUUCCUUUGUUUGUCUUACCUAAAUACCAACCAACUCCACACGACGGCGUCCCCCUUGCGUAAUUACAACGUUAGGGUGCUACAAGCUAAUACUAGCCAGGAAGAGAAGAACAACCCUGCAGCUGAUCCACAUCCCAGUAGGACGUACGAAUCAUCACCUCAACCAGCUCCAUCUCACCAAACUAAUAGUACUAACAACACGAAUCAAGGACCAGAUCUGACAAGAGGUAUAGCAGCCGAGAUUAUCUACGAAGCUGGACAUGUGGAUGUUAACUCUCAGAUCUGUCCGGAUUUAGGAAAAAAUAUAAAAUUACUAAUUGCCAUUACCUCUGCUCCAAGCCACGAAGGUGCACGGUUAGCAGUGAGAGAAACUUGGGGACAUUUCGCCAUACGCAAAGAUAUAGCUAUAGCGUUUAUGUUGGGCGCUACAUCAAAUCAAACUCUUAACAGUAGGAUAGAUAAAGAACAAGAGUUAUAUGGUGAUAUUAUUAGAGGAAAAUUUAUCGACACCUAUGACAAUCUUACCUUAAAAACGAUAUCGAUGUUGGAGUGGGUAGACAACUAUUGUCCAAAAGCCUCAUUUGUACUUAAAACCGACGAUGAUAUGUUUAUAAAUGUUUCUAGGCUUCUCGCCUUUAUUGCGAAACACAAACCUGAACAGAGAGCAAUAUAUGGACGAUUAGCAAAAAAGUGGAAACCUAUUAGAAAUAAAAAAUCAAAAUAUUAUAUAUCACCACAACAAUAUAAACCGUCUGUUUUCCCUGAUUUCACGACAGGUCCUGCUUAUUUGCUACCUGCUCAAAUUUCAAAAGAAUUAUAUGUGUCGGCUUUAAAUCACACAUAUUUUAAGUUAGAAGACGUAUUUGUUACAGGAAUUGUUGCGAAUGGAUUAAAGAUUAAACGUGUACACGCUCCUGAAUUUCUGAAUAAAAGAAUAUCGUUCACUCCGUGUAACAUCCAGAAAGAGAUCAGUAUCCACAUGGUGAAAAGUACAGAACAGUAUGAUCUAUGGAAGAAACUACAUGAUGUAGCGAAAUGUAAAAAGUAACAGUGAUGCUACUUAGACUUGUGAUUAGUUUUUAUUAUUUAAUGAAACCCAUUUCAUUAUGAACAGUAUUUUAAUUAAGUUAAAUUAUUUUAUCAAGUUAAUUAGUUUAGGACCAAAGUACAUCACUGGAACAUCAUCUGAAUGUUUUGU
This is a messenger RNA of Anoplophora glabripennis (Asian longhorned beetle), 1437 nucleotides long. RefSeq names its product beta-1,3-galactosyltransferase 5. The record is from RefSeq and is a predicted model, not a curated record. Gene Ontology annotation, molecular function: hexosyltransferase activity. NCBI's taxonomy places the organism in Eukaryota, Metazoa, Arthropoda, Insecta, Coleoptera, Cerambycidae. The transcript is spliced from 3 exons. Gene Ontology annotation, cellular component: membrane. Bases 169 to 1287 code for a protein of 372 amino acids.